AUGACCGUUGCCAGCGAAUUUGAACUCGCCAACCAGCAGUAUGCUGCUACUUUCGACAAGGGCCACUUGCCCAUGCCUCCCGGCCGAAAGGUCUUCGUUCUGACCUGCAUGGACGCCCGUCUGGACCCGGCCAAGUUCCUCGGCUUGGAAGAGGGCCACGCCCACGUCUGCCGCAACGCCGGCGGCCGCGCGGCCGAGGCUUUGCGCUCUGUGAUUAUCUCGCAACAGGCUCUGGGAACGCGUGAAAUCGUCGUCAUUCACCACACGGACUGUGGCAUGCUGAUUAUUAAGGAGGACGAGUUCCGUGAGGCCGUCAAGAAGAACACUGGGGAGGAUGUGAGCCAUGUCGCGUUCUUGACGAUCAAGGAUCUUCAGGAGAGCGUCAAGACGGAUGUUGAGCUGCUGAGGAAGCAUCCGGCGGUUCUGGAUGUGCCUAUCACGGGGUACAUUUACGACGUCAAGACGGGCAAGAUCAACAAGGUCGACGUAUAA
Trichoderma citrinoviride is the source of this 492-nucleotide messenger RNA. RefSeq names its product carbonic anhydrase. NCBI's taxonomy places the organism in Eukaryota, Fungi, Ascomycota, Sordariomycetes, Hypocreales, Hypocreaceae. Gene Ontology annotation, molecular function: zinc ion binding; carbonate dehydratase activity. The coding region runs from base 1 to 492 and encodes 163 amino acids. The transcript has 3 exons. The record is from RefSeq and is a predicted model, not a curated record.